GUUGGAAUCGCUGCUCCGAAGCCUCUGGUUGGACUAAAGGGAAAAAGGCUCGUUUUGAAGACUUCACCAGCCAACUUCGUCCACCCCCCGUCCUCACUCAACCGCUUCCUCGCACGACCUCCGCAAUACCGCCAUCAUGUCUUGGUUCGGCGUCGUCCCCUUCAAGAAGUUCCCGGCUCCUUUCCUGAAGCCGUACUGGCCUUUCUUUGCCGCCGGCCUGGUUAUUGCUUAUGGCGCCAACUCUGCCCAGAACGCCAUGAUGGCCUCCGACGAGUGGAAGAACGACCCUCGCAACCCCAACGCCAAGGCGGCCCCCAAGGCUCACUAAACCGCAUAAAAAGGAAAAAAUGGAUUGCGAAGGAAGUUGGUGGAGGAAGGGAUAUAUACUCGGAUGGCUCGAGAGCAUGUAGCGCGAGAGUCUCGCUGCAUUGUAUCAUAGACUCGCAUUCAGGGCUGAAUAGACCUUUAUGAUGAACAAGCAACAAUUGCUAUGAGCUGUGAUAUUGCAGGUAUUGUGCUGGAAUCUGCAAAGUUGCGAGGGCUCCCUUUCGCUGUUUCCUAAGUGUCAUGAGAGAAAACGAGUGUUGGGCAGCUUGGAGCAAAUGCAAAGCUAUGUGAAAGGUCCUGCUUUGAUAUCGGGGCUACCCUGUGAUGUGCUUCAAUUUUUUAAUUCGUACACCAAGCUUGGACUAAGCUAUAACACAAGCCGAAUUGUCAUGAUUGAAA
This is a messenger RNA of Trichoderma harzianum CBS 226.95, 726 nucleotides long. RefSeq lists its product as hypothetical. The transcript has 4 exons. Gene Ontology annotation, molecular function: proton transmembrane transporter activity. The record is from RefSeq and is a predicted model, not a curated record. Gene Ontology annotation, biological process: proton motive force-driven ATP synthesis. The coding region runs from base 137 to 328 and encodes 63 amino acids. Lineage: Eukaryota; Fungi; Ascomycota; Sordariomycetes; Hypocreales; Hypocreaceae.